AUGAGCGGACUCUGGGCACGUUACAAUAAGUUGUUGGAGGCGCAACCCUUGUUGACCAAGGCUUUGACGUCUCUUACUGGAUUCACCGCGGGUGAUCUCCUGGCCCAAAACUUUGUUGAGGGAGGAGACAAGCCAUACGAUGUCAUGCGUACCAUCCGUCUUGGAUCUUUCGGAUUCUUGCUCCACGGAACCACCGGUCACUACUUUUAUGGUUUCUUGGAUUCCAAAUUGCCCGGAACAAAGCCUGUCACCGUGGCCACCAAGGUUGCCAUCGAUCAGACCAUCUGGAACCCCAUCUUUGGGUGCAUGUUCUUUGGAUACCUCAACUUGAUGGAAGGAAAGAGUUGGGAAACCUACACCAAUAAAAUCAAGGCCGAUCUCAAGACCGCCGUCAUGGGAUCUUGGGCUGUGUGGGUCCCUGCUCACACCAUCAACUUUGCCUUCAUCCCCCCUUCGCAGCGUUUGCUGUACAUCAACUCCAUCCAGAUUGGAUACAAUGUCUUCCUUUCCUUCCUUGGAAACAAGGAAGUUCCCGAAGAGGAAAAGAAGGAGUAA
Seminavis robusta is the source of this 555-nucleotide messenger RNA. Lineage: Eukaryota; Bacillariophyta; Bacillariophyceae; Naviculales; Naviculaceae. The record is from the annotation of a GenBank genome assembly.